GCCUUCAGGACCGACCCCACGCCGUCUGUUUUUCGCUGGUUGUUGCAGAAUGGCCGAUACCGAAUUUGAGGAAUUUCGACACUAUUUCGAGAGGCUUCCGCAGCAUCUCAAGGCACCACUUUCCAAUUACACGCUCGUUCACGAUGUGAUGAUAGACGAUUCACCGACCUCGUCGCAGGAUAGCGACCCAGAGGUCGAGAGAUCUUGCGAUGGAGUCGCAGGCGAUUCCGAGGACGAGGAAGUGGUGGUCAUUCAUCGGCACGAGAAUCAGAGCGGACACACUUCCGGUGACGAUAGCGAAGAUCUCGAUCACAACUGUUCCAUCGUCGCUGAUAGCGACUUUAGGUUGGUAACAUCCUUGUUCGGUGGACUGAGCAGCAGGGGUCGAUCGGCAGGCGUCGGUGGACCGGGCCCUGGUGGAGGUAGCGCUGCCGGAGCCGGUAACGGUGGUAGAGAUAGCGUAGUCAGCGACGUCGGGGAUUCCUGUUCGAGUCUGAGUUCCUGGCCGACACCUGAACAUGUACCCUCGAAUCGUCCUGGAAGUGGUAGCACCGAGCGCAGACGUCGGAGAUUACCGGAAAUUCCUAAAACGAAGAAAUCUCUGUCUAUCGGUCAGACGUCUACGCAGUCGUCGUCGUCUCUGGCAGAUGAAUUGAAUGCAGCAACUGGUUCGAGUUCUAGCCGGCCGCAUUUAGUCUUACGAAAAUGUCACUCGAGGCUUCGUCAUGAGGAUAGUUCACCUGAUAGCGAGCGAAUGGCUACUGACAGUGGUCAUUCCACUGCCCAUUCGCCGGAAAAUGGACCGAAAAGUGUGUCGCCGAUUCCCUGUAACACGUUACAGAACACUGACUCUGUUUCGCCGAGUAGUACACCAGGAAGCGGUGGUGUGCCUUUUACUCAAUUAGAGCUAUUGGAGGCGACGCAUCGAGGAUUGCACAAAUUCGUACCAAGACAUCAUGAUGAGAUCGACCUCGAAAUCGGUGAUCCUAUUUACGUUCAAAAAGAGGCUGACGAUCUAUGGUGUGAAGGUGUGAAUCUGAGAACAGGUCGCCAAGGUAUCUUCCCCUCGGCUUACGCGGUCGACAUGGAUUACAGUGACUUUGAUCCCUCGGCGCCGAAGGUGAAGAGGGAAAGAUACCUUCUUGGUUAUUUGGGAUCUGUGGAGACAUUGGCGCAUAAAGGCACUGGUGUCGUUUGUCAAGCAGUUCGAAGAAUUGUCGGAAACUCGCAAGAAUCUCCCGUUUCACAAAGCUGUAUCUUGGAAGUGUCCGAUCAGGGUCUUCGAAUGGUCGAUAGAAGUAAACCACGGAAGAAUCAAGGACCCUGUCACGAUUAUUUCUACUCGCUUAAGAAUGUUUCAUUUUGCGCGUUUCAUCCUCGUGAUCAUCGCUACCUCGGCUUCAUCACGAAGCAUCCUACCUUGCAAAGGUUCGCUUGCCACGUUUUCAUCGGUCAAGAAUCUACGAGGCCCGUUGCCGAAGCCGUCGGGCGUGCUUUCCAUCGGUUCUACACGAAGUUCAUCGAGACUGCUUUCCCGAUAGAGGAUAUCUAUAUCGAAUAGAUUGUACUGCUGGCCUGUCGUAUAGCGGCUACGGAGGAAAAGAUAAAUCUCACAUUCCUUUGUCCCUUGUACAUACUGCCCUUAGUUGUAGAUAUUAUAAAAGAAAAAUGAUAGACGCGAAUCAAACACCCAAUUUAUGUACAUAUACAUAUAUGCAUAUACAUGUACACAUAAGUACUUACCUGUAUGUAGACCUAUAUGUAUGUACAUAUAUCUGUAUGUAUCGAGCAAUUUCGGGAAGCGUCACGUCGGGACCGAUUAUUCAAUGCCAUCUAUUGUUUCCACAUAUUCAAUUUAUUAUUUAUAUUUCUUGUUUUUUAUUAAUUAUUAAAUUUAAUCUAUUAUUUAUAUAUUUUUUAAUUUAUCAUUUCUACAGAUCUCGACCGUUUUCCAUUAUCUCAUCCAUCCAUCCUGCCUUCACCACUUUCCAUUUAUGCACGAAUCAAUCCAUAGUUCCUGUGAGGCAAUUUCAUUAGUCGCGAAAUCAUUUUUCCUCGCUUUCAUUACGUUUUGUUACUACGAUGGGAUGCGGCGACUUAAACUCCGGGUGAAAAAUCUUUAAUAUUUGAAUAACGUACACUAAUUACUUACCAGAUAAGAAUUAAUCGUUAACCUUUCGAUCCUUCGACCAAGAUAUCCGUAUAGCGACACAUAGAACGAGACAAAACCGACAAUAGUGUGGAUCGUUCCAACAUUUUAUUUCAGAAUAAAAAAAAAAUGGUAGCGAACAAAAUUUCAGUUUGAAUUUCUUUUGUCGUGCGCGUGUAGAACGACCGAUUCAUUGCUUUCAACCGUAUAAACGUUUCGAAUUUGCUCCGAAUUACGUUUAAAUCGUGGCAACGAAAGAAUAUCGUUUUCUUCAAAAAAGAAAAAGGAAAGGAAACGAUCUCCAAACGCGCCAAGAGAUAUUAUUAUCGUAUCGUAUUUAGAGACACGUCUAUUUUUCUAUCUUUCUUUCUGAAAGAAUCGUUAAUUAUAGAUUGCGUUGUAAACGAUAAGGCUUUAACGUUUUACGAUCUUAUUCGAUUCCGCGACCUCCGGAUGAUUCGAAUCGCAAAACGACGAUUGAAACGCACAUUGGCCUCCCUGAAUCUUGAUUAUUAUUAUCGAUUGUACUGCGUUACAGCGUUUCGCGAACUUUCAUGCAGUACGAAUCAAAUCGCACGCACCGAACGAUAAAAGGUCGAUCUAUAAAUAUAAACAAUGAAUAAGAAUGAAAAGUAUAUAUAAAACAGUCGCGAUUAUUAAUUUGUACCAUACUUAUUAUAAUGUUCGAUCGUGAGUCUCAUGAUAAGUCUCGUAAUUCGAAAAUUCUUUGACAUCCUUCGUUGUAUCGCUUUUGUCAACGAAAAUACUCUUAGAUUGGUGCAUAUGAAAAUGUCGUUGAUGGUAUGACCCAUUAAAUUUUGUCUUAUUGCCAAUUAUCAACUACAAAUAAGAAGAGGAAAUUUAUUAUAAAUCAAGUAUAUGUAACGUUAAGACGAUUUACAUAUUUAAAACAUCACAGCCUUAUUAUUGGCCGUCACGAAUAAUUAUAAUAUUCGUAUAAUUUUCUUAUAUACCAUGAAAGCUACUGUAUACAUAUAUGUAUUUACCAUUUGGAGAAGGACGUGAUAUUCCCUAUUUCAUCUUAAAAGAAAUUGUAACAGCUUCACCUCAAGACCUUUUGAAUUUUAGAACUGAUAAUUCUCAUAAACCUAAAAUAAUAAAUAAUAGAUAAUGAAUCAUGUGGAAAUUACUUGAAUUAAAUAUGUGGUAUUUUGACGAAAUCACAUAUUGUUAAAGUUUUAUUUGAAAAAAAAACGACAUUUUAUAUGUAGCAACCAAUACAAUUACUAAUAUUGCUCUUCGAGUUUCUUUUUUUUUCUGUAUAUGUUAAAAAUGAAUCAGUCUUGUUAUAGGUGUCGUUUAGUUUAGAUGAUUACGUGCUUGGGAUUUGAUCCACGCUGUACACGUAUUGAACAACUCAGUUACACACAGUAUGUUGAAUAAAAAUUGAGAGACAAACUGCAGUGCUUACUCAUUACUAAGAGACUCUUGUCUGCACCAUCGUCUAUCAAAUAUACGUGCCUUUGAUUGAGAUCGCCUCGAGUAUCGUGCCUUUACGAUUAUUUUCUCAUACAGGUACAAAUUAAUAUCAUCCGCGUGUGUAUAACUCAUUAUUACUUACUCUUGAAUUUUUUCAUGAACUGCAUCGUCGAGUUAGAAUAAAAAGGUGCGUGAUGCAAAAAACCAUACUUUGACUACAUUUAUGUCCGUUACCUUUAAAACUUGAUUAAAAAGAAACGUAGAUUUACUUAUGACAAAAGGAAGAAAAGGAAAUAUUACCGUUGAUCAUUUAUGGAAAGUGAAACCUAUAUUUAUCGUUCUAUCUUUCGAUUUGAAGUUUUUCGAUGUUUUCGUCGUCGAGAUAUUCGAUUGGGAAUUCGAUUAGAACCUU
Messenger RNA from Bombus impatiens (common eastern bumble bee), 4001 nucleotides. RefSeq names its product JNK-interacting protein 1 (gene Aplip1). Gene Ontology annotation, biological process: regulation of JNK cascade. Gene Ontology annotation, cellular component: cytoplasm. The record is from RefSeq and is a predicted model, not a curated record. The coding region runs from base 50 to 1561 and encodes 503 amino acids. Lineage: Eukaryota; Metazoa; Arthropoda; Insecta; Hymenoptera; Apidae. Gene Ontology annotation, molecular function: protein binding. The transcript has 8 exons.